AUGGAUCAACCUACCGAUGUAAGAAAUCUGGAAAUCGGAAUGCAGGCAACUACAUCCAGUUCUUCAGCCGUUGAUCAUCAACAUACUUUCGUAGUUGAAAAUCUGGAGGGACGGAUUCGUGAUAGUGUCAAAUUAAGCAGUAUACCAUCGGAUGAAAGUCGAUCCUCGUUGCAGAGUAUCUCAAAUAGUCUUGUACCUGAUCCCGAGGUCUUGACAAGUCUUGAGAGCUAUGCAAAAACCAUUUCAACUAAUAUAGAUGUUGUAUUACGUGAUUUACGUGGCUCACUGAACGGAAUGAGUGAGUUAACUGUUCAAUCCAUGGAAUGUUUUGCUGAUGCAAUAUCUGCUACCUGUAAUUCGGUGGAUGCUACCAUUAAAAAUACUUAUGCCUUGCUAGCAAAAGUUGAGGAAGUCAAUGAAGCAAUGGUUGGCAUACGAAAAUUGUCCCAACAAGUGAAAGAUAUAAAACGUGUUGUGGAUUUGUUUGAAACACAGCUGGUAACAGGUGCGAUGAUGUAG
Cercopithifilaria johnstoni is the source of this 519-nucleotide messenger RNA. The record is from the annotation of a GenBank genome assembly. Lineage: Eukaryota; Metazoa; Nematoda; Chromadorea; Rhabditida; Onchocercidae.